Alligator sinensis (Chinese alligator) is the source of this 2067-nucleotide messenger RNA. RefSeq names its product calcitonin receptor (gene CALCR). NCBI's taxonomy places the organism in Eukaryota, Metazoa, Chordata, Crocodylia, Alligatoridae. Gene Ontology annotation, cellular component: axon; plasma membrane. The coding region runs from base 1 to 1359 and encodes 452 amino acids. Gene Ontology annotation, molecular function: calcitonin receptor activity; amylin receptor activity. The transcript is spliced from 11 exons. The record is from RefSeq and is a predicted model, not a curated record. Gene Ontology annotation, biological process: positive regulation of cytosolic calcium ion concentration; cell surface receptor signaling pathway; adenylate cyclase-activating G protein-coupled receptor signaling pathway.
AUGGCUCCAAGUCUUACUUCUACUAUAAAUUAUACUGAUCCUACAUUAGAGCCUGUAGUAACUGAAAACACAGCGAUACGACAGAAGAUAAUAGAUUCACAGUACAAAUGCUAUGAGAGGAUGAACAGAGCUCCUCCCUAUAGAAAGAAAGGUUUGUUCUGUAAUCGAACCUGGGAUGGAUGGUUGUGUUGGGAUGAUACACCUGCUGGAAGAGUCACAGCUCAGAAUUGCCCAGAUUAUUUUCCAGACUUUGAUCCAACUGAAAGGGCAUCAAAAUAUUGUGAUGAAACAGGAAAUUGGUUCCGACAUCCUGAGAGCAAUCGGACUUGGUCAAAUUAUACGCUGUGCAACUCUUUCACUUCUGAGAAACUGAAGAUGGCAUUCAUACUUUAUUAUAUGGCUAUAGUAGGCCAUGCUUUGUCAAUAACGUCGCUCUUGAUUUCCUUGGGGAUUUUCUUCUAUUUCAAGAGCCUCAGCUGUCAAAGGAUAACACUGCAUAAGAAUUUAUUUUUCUCUUAUGUGCUUAACUCUGUGUUUACAAUCGCCCAUCUUAUUGUGGUAGUGCCUAAUCCAGGCCUUGUAAAAAGGGAUCCCGUAAGCUGCAAGGUGCUGCAAUUUUUUCAUCAGUAUAUGCUGGGUUGCAAUUACUUCUGGAUGCUCUGUGAAGGCAUAUAUCUUCACACUCUAAUUGUGGUGGCAGUGUUUGCUGAAGAGCAGCGUUUGCACUGGUAUUACCUUUUGGGCUGGGGGUUUCCUUUAGUACCAGCAUCCAUUCAUGCUGUUGCCAGAGCCAAGUACUUUAAUGACAACUGCUGGAUGAGUGUUGACACUCACUUGCUCUAUAUUGUCCAUGGUCCUGUAAUGGCAGCUUUAUUGGUCAAUUUUUUCUUUUUGCUUAACAUUGUGCGAGUUCUAGUGACAAAGCUAAGAGAUACACAUCGGGCUGAGUCCAACAUGUACAUGAAAGCCGUCAGAGCCACUUUAAUCCUGGUGCCGUUGUUGGGAAUUCAAUUUGUUAUUAUUCCCUGGCGACCAGAAAACAGACUUGCUGGAGAAAUAUAUGAUUACAUCAUGCAUAUAUUAAUGCAUUACCAGGGCUUGCUUGUUGCAACUAUAUUCUGCUUCUUCAAUGGAGAGGUGCAAGGAGCUCUGAAAAGGCAAUGGAUGCAGUAUAAAACCCAGUGGGGUCAAAGGCGACGGGAUCACUGCUCUACGCGUUCUACCUCUUACACAGCAACAUCUAUCACCGAGGUCCCUGUGUAUCUGUACCAUCAUGAUUCCAACAACGAACAGUUAAAUGGAAGAUAUUUAGAUGACUCUGAACUUGUUGCAUUAAAAUCUGGAGAGACAUCUGCCUAGUUUGGAGGCAAACAGAUCAUUUUACAUUCUGUUCAUGACAAGGUAGGGAACAAGAAGGAAAUGCAGCCUUUAAUGUCAUUGUGAAAGAGUGCUAAACCAGAUGACAGGACACAUCAGAUGCCAAAUACAGAACCAUCAGCAUCUGAGAGUGAUGGCCAGAAAGUCUGACAAAGAAAUGAUCAUAUGAUUUGAUACUGUAACAGUAUGCUGCUUUUUAGGACUGAAAGUAGACCUACCCACUUAACCAUCUGGAAUUUCAACUGUUCCUGGUACUGGCUACAUGAAGCGAGGAUAAACUAGUAUUAACAAGUCAAGGUACCCAAUAGCAAAUAUGAAAGAAUGAAUUCGAGUGUUUAUUGACCUAACUGAACUAAAUAUGUGACAAAAUGGAAUUGUUUGUUCCUUUAGAUACCUUUCACCCUUGAGUUUUAAACUGUCAGCUUUCAUUAAGGUGUAAACUGGCUUGGAAACUUUUGCUAUUUUCAUGUUAAUCAACUCUGAUGCUUUCCUAGGCAUUUUUGCAUUUUGAAAAAAUAAGAUCAUUUCAACAUAUUCAAAUUCUUAUCAUCUCAAGAGGACACCAUAUAGUAUUACUGUUCCAGUAUCAGGGGAAUAACAGAAACAAAAGUAAAUAGUUACUGCAUUGCAAAUGUUCAGCUAUUGAUACAACACUGAAACAUUUCUUUGGGCUUCCUUAUGAAAGUCCUG